AUGGAUAGAAGAAUUAAGAUACUCGGUUCAGAUCCUGAGAGUCAAAACAUCAUUCCCUCUACUCAACUAGAACGGUUUGACAGAAUCGAUAUCUUGCUCACGAAUCCACCCUUUUACACGUCCGAGGCCGAGCUCCAGUCCUUAGCCAAGCAGAAAGCGAGGCCUCCGAACUCAGCCUGUACCGGCGCGCCUGUUGAGAUGAUCUGUCCUGGCGGUGAAGUCACCUUUGUGGGUCGAAUUGUCCAGGAAUCGACAUUGCCAGAAAAUCGGGUCAGGAUACAAUGGUUCAGCAGCAUGCUUGGCAAGCUGAGCUCUGUCACUGCUAUCAUCGACAAAUUGCAUGAGAUAGACUGUACGAAUUAUGCUGUCACAGAAUUUGUACAAGGCCAAAAAACUCGUCGUUGGUGUGUUGCGUGGAGCUGGACUACACUCCGACCCUCUCUGUCUGUUGCAAGAGGUACAGAUGUUGUUGAGAAGAAAUACCUACCAUUUCCGACAGAACUCGAGCUUUCCCUGUCGAUUGAUCUGCCAGAUACCAUCCAGAAGAUCAAUGUGGAAAUCCCAAAACUGCAAGGUAUGGAAUGGCAAUGGCGUCAGAACCUGCAAGCUGGUAUUGGUAGAAGCAUGAUUGGCGAUGUUUGGAGUCGACAUGCUCGGCGGAAACAGAAAAAAUUGGCUGUAGACGACCGUGUCAAGCCCUUUGUCGAGUCCUCUAUUGAGUCCAAGGACAACGCUGACAACACGGAUGGAGAAGACGACAUCGAACCGAAAUUCGUCUUCAAGAUUACCUUCAAGCAAGCUCUCACAGCUCAAUCUUCCGACGAUACCACCCCAUCAACAACUCUUGUGCUCCGCUGGUUACAAGGCGACGACUCCACCUUAUUUGAAAGCUUCCACGGUUGGCUCAAGCGCAAGCUAGUCUAA
Molecule: messenger RNA, 924 nt
Organism: Lithohypha guttulata
Lineage: Eukaryota; Fungi; Ascomycota; Eurotiomycetes; Chaetothyriales; Trichomeriaceae
Exons: 2
Coding region: 1-924 (307 amino acids)
Biological process (GO): rRNA base methylation
Cellular component (GO): nucleus
Molecular function (GO): 23S rRNA (adenine(1618)-N(6))-methyltransferase activity
Source: RefSeq, a predicted model, not a curated record